UGCAAGUGCAUUCGUGGCAAUGGUAUCAAAACCGGGAUUGCAUCUCCGAUGAGAGGAGAUCUGUGUUACAGGUGGCACUAGUUUUGAAUUUAAAAACAGAGACGCCGAGUUUCACAAGGACUUCUAACUUAAAAGACAACACAGCUUCCUGCCGUGGAAUUGCUGGGUAUGGCGAAUACACAGAGCAGAGGAUAAACUGGAAGAAAAUAGAAACAAGACUUUAUUAAGGUAGUACGCCAUUGACUCUAUACAAUCCAGUUCAAUGCAUCGGAUGACAAGUGUGAACUGAUUAACUGCGUAUGACGAAGUCAAGACUGUUUCGAGAAAAUACAAAAACAAGUGCUAUGAAGACAUUCAACAAAAAACAGGUAAAAUAAACAAACAAAUAAAUAAGUACAUCUAACAUCAAUGCACAGAAAGUGCUGUUCCUGUGCGGUUCUGAUUGCAGUAUAAGCAAAGGAUUCUAACUGUAUUUUGCUGAAGAAGAAAGUUUUCUUUAAGCACGAGCAAUCAUGGCAUCAGAAGGGACAAGCGGUCUUGCUAAAUCUGCUGCAGAGAAAUUGUCAGAGAUGGGUGAAAGAACUAAACAGUUAGGCACUGUUAUGCAGGACCCCCAAAGACAGAAAAGACUUAUUUUGUUCAUUGUCUGCAUUGCUCUCUUGUUGGACAAUAUGCUUUAUAUGGUCAUUGUGCCCAUUAUACCUGAUUAUCUUGCUUAUCUAGAAGGUGAUACUAAUCCAGACCAAGACCCUGCAGGUAUUAACUCCAGUUCUUUUUCUAACAUAACAAGUGAUGAUAAAACUACCACAGAAAAUUUAGAUUUACAAAUAGGAGUCCUCUUUGCAUCGAAAGCCAUCUUACAACUGCUUGUUAACCCCUUAAGCGGAACAUUCAUAGACAAAGUUGGGUACGAUAUUCCACUUUUUAUAGGACUUAUAAUCAUUUUUUUUUCUACUUGUAUAUUUGCCUUUGCUGCAAACUAUGCUACCUUGUUCGCAGCCAGAAGUCUCCAGGGGCUUGGGUCAGCCUUUGCCGACACAGCUGGAAUUGCCAUGAUUGCUGAUACAUACACCGAAGAGUCCGAAAGAAGUAAAGCCCUGGGUAUAGCUUUGGCAUUCAUUUCAUUCGGGAGCCUGGUGGCGCCCCCAUUUGGUGGCAUUUUGUACGAAUUCGUGGGGAAAAGAGUCCCAUUCCUAGUGCUUGCGUUCAUCGCACUAAUGGAUGGCAUCUUGCUAUUGGUUUUCAUAAAACCGUUUACAAACAGAACUAGAGAGAACAUGCCAGUGGGCACCCCUAUUUACAAACUCAUGAUAGACCCCUACAUUGCUGUUGUGGCUGGAGCGCUAACUGUUUGCAACAUCCCACUAGCUUUCUUGGAACCCACAAUAGCCAACUGGAUGGAAACGACCAUGGGUGCCACAAAAUGGGAGAUGGGGCUAACCUGGUUGCCUGCCUUCUUUCCUCAUGUCCUGGGUGUUUAUAUCACGGUAAAACUAGCUGCAGAAUAUCCCAACUACCAAUGGUUUUAUGGGGCGAUAGGUAUGGUGAUUAUAGGUGCAAGCUCGUGUACUGUACCAGCCUGCAGGAACUUUGGAGAACUAAUUGCCCCUCUGUGUGGCAUAUGCUUUGGAAUAGCCCUGGUGGACACUGCCCUUUUACCCACUCUUGCCUUCUUAGUAGAUGUACGUCAUGUCUCUGUAUAUGGCAGUGUCUAUGCUAUUGCAGAUAUUUCUUAUUGUGUUGCCUAUGCCUUGGGACCCAUAGUGGCUGGUCAAAUUGUACACACACAUGGCUUUGUGCAGUUAAACCUGGGCAUGGGCCUUGUCAAUGUACUUUAUGCACCUGCCCUCCUUUUCCUCAGAAAUGUGUGCCAAAUUAAACCCUCUUACUCUGAGAGGAACAUCCUUUUGGAAGAGGGACAUACAGGGCUGUAUGAUGCCAUCAAGAUGGAAGAGCGAAAUGCCAAGAAAAGGGGUUUUGCCACAUCUGGUGGUCAGAAUGAAAUGGGCAAUUUUAAGAGACAGUCCAUUUCAGAGGAGGAUUUAUCAGGAGCCGAAUAUAGUUAAAGGGAGUUGAAAUACAAACAUCAUUUAUUCUCACUGUUGGAACAGUAUUUGCCAUAUGUUAUGUACCAAUGUUCAAUAUUAACCUAACUUUAUUUUGUUGUGUAACUAGUUUCUUCCAAGUUUAUUUUAUGUUAUUCUUGAAAACUCUGUAGAACAACAAUGAAGACAAAUUGUCAUAUUUGAGUAAGUCUGUAGUAAAAAGUUAGUUCAUCAACGUUUAAUUUGAGUAUUGUGCAAAGCUGAUUAUAAAGUCAAAGAUGUGUACGUAAAUACUAUUGUAUAUCAUUGUAAUAUAUAAAUAAAGUAAAUCAAUAUCAGUAUGUGUUCCAAAAAAUAUAUACGUGCAUAUUCAGGGACCUAAAAUAAAAUACUGUAAAUAAUAAGAGUGUCAUAUGAUUUCAUAUUUUGAAAAUGGCUUAUUGUUUUUCUUUUUUCUUUCCAGGAAUGAAUUAUGCUCUGUAACCAGCUUGCCUGAUAUGUGCUGCUAUUUAGAAAAAUGCAAUAUGUCACAUUAAUAUUUGAAUCGUCAAGGAUUACUUACCUUAAUAAAUUAAAUGCGAAGUGUCA
Polyodon spathula (Mississippi paddlefish) is the source of this 2633-nucleotide messenger RNA. It is a transcript of the gene slc18a3a, whose product is annotated as solute carrier family 18 member 3a. Bases 513 to 2066 code for a protein of 517 amino acids. Gene Ontology annotation, molecular function: xenobiotic transmembrane transporter activity; acetylcholine transmembrane transporter activity. The record is from RefSeq and is a predicted model, not a curated record. The transcript has a single exon. Gene Ontology annotation, cellular component: membrane; terminal bouton; AP-2 adaptor complex. Lineage: Eukaryota; Metazoa; Chordata; Actinopteri; Acipenseriformes; Polyodontidae. Gene Ontology annotation, biological process: xenobiotic transport; chemical synaptic transmission; transmembrane transport.